AUGAGAAUCUCUCUCUUUUCCUGGUUGCUUUCCUUUCUCUGCUUGGCGGCAACCGUCCAGGCAGCCUCCCACAUGGGAUCGGAAGCAGCCUCCCUGAAAGGCUACCUGGUGGACAACAAGUGCCUGGAACUCUGUGCCAACACCCCCGAGGGCACAGCCUGUGCUCCGGACGGGACCAAUCCCGUUUUCGAGCCAGCGAAACAUACUGGUUGGUGCCUCUUGCUCCAGGUUUGCAUCGACUCUGGAUACUCCCUCGUUUCGCCAACUCCAAACCCUGACACUGGGAAGCAUGAUGUUCUUCUUGGAUUUUCGGGAGAGGAAGCUCAGGCAACAAUUUUGGAGUUCAUUCAGAAAGGAACUUCGGGUAUGUUCCCACUGGUGGAAGUUAUGUAUGAUAACGAUAAAAUGAUGAACACAGACGGCGUCCCUGUCGCUUCGACCAAUGUUGUCGUCCAAGAUCCUUGGGCUACGGAUGACACCAAAUACACUGGUGAUGAAACCUACCAAGUGGAAUGUCUCGAUUCUACCGCUCCUGACAUCGCUGCCAAUAAUAUGUGCUACCGAUCGGAUGUGGAUGUUUCGGUAGAAGGUGAUGUGAUCACCAUUGAGAGUAACGGAUGUCCUGAUCAUGCCAAUAUGGCUGGUAGCAAGGGUACCAUUGCCAACUCGCAACCCGAUCCAACUCCUGGUAAUAAUGGCCAAGGCAGUGGUGGCUGCGGAACUUCUGGUGGCUGCGGAGCUUGUGGUGGCGGCUGUGGCGGUGGAUGCGGAGCUGCAUCCACUGAACCCAAGAAUAUCGAAAUCGAAUGGACCGUCACUGCUUACGAGAACAUUACUGCUUAUGUUGGAGAUACUCUGACCUUUACCUACACGCCCUUCCACGAUGUGUCCAUGCAGAAGGCAUACGACUGCGACGACAUGGACAGUGUCCUUUUGGCAGGCGUCGACGAUUCGCCCUUUGUCUUUACUUUUACCGAAGAACACAUGCCACUUACAAUCUUUGCAUGCCAACAACCAGGUCAUUGUGCGGCCAACCAAAUCAUUGCCAUUGAAGUCAAGGAACACGAAUGGAAGUGUGGUGCCGGAUGCGGUGCAGGAUGUGGAGCAGGUUGCGGGGCUGGCUGUGGUGCCGGAUGUGGCGCCGGGUGCGGAGCAGGUUGUGGAGCUGGCUGUGAUGCCGGAUGCGGAGCUGGUUGUGGAGCUGGAUGUGGUGCCACUUGUGGUGCCACUUGUGGUGCCACUUGUGGUGCUGGAUGUGGAGCCACUUGCGGUGCAAUGAGGAGACUACAGACUCCCAAUAAUACUAGUUGCGGAGCAGACUGUGGUGCCGGGUGUGGAGCAGGCUGUGGUGCUGGAUGUGGAGCAGGCUGUGGUACUGGAUGUGGUACUGGAUGUGGUACUGGAUGUGGAGGCUGCGGUGCUUGUGGAGGCUGUGGAAGCUGUGGAAGCUCCCAGAAUGAUGGCAACGGCUCCGGUGAUAUUACCCCUCACUAUCAACAUUACAUGAUGACCAUUCCUUCUGAUCCAGGAAUGCCCGGUGAGGCUACUUAUUUCCAAGGGGACGAUGUCGUCGGAUUAAUGUCCAAUGGGGUUCUCCUUGAUAGCCAUCAAGCAACAUGGGCCUACGAUAGCUGCGUUGGGCAUUCAGAUCGCAAGCACCAAUACCAUUACCAUAUCCCACCUUACUGCAUGCUCAAGUCUAUGGGAAUUCCUGUCCCAGACACACCCGAUUGGUGGACCAAUGACGAAGGCACUGAAGUUCGUGCUUACGGAGACAUGGCAGCUCAAUUCCCAAGCUCUUCCUCGAACACCAUGGUAUCUCAAACAACAAUCUCUUUUAUGCCAACCCCAGUCAUUGGUUUCGCUCGUGAUGGUUUCCCUAUUUUCGGCCCCUACGAUGACAAAGGAACGUUGAUGACUUCUUCCGGUGGCGAUCUCGAUGAAUGCAACGGCAAAACGGAUAGUAAGGGCAACUACGGUUACUACCUAACCGUAGAUCCUCCAUUUGCACCACCUUGUCUCCGUGGUGAAAUGGGCGUCUUUAGUUACAUCACCACCGACAAGACCUGUCCCGCCGAAGGUAUCGAUAACACCUUUUUGACUCAGUCUCAGAUCACAGCAUGCGAAAAUUCUGAGUCCUUUGAAGAGGCUGCUGCCUGUGUGGGUGCAGGGGAUGGAAGCCGCGGAGUGAGCGGAGCGAAUGGCAAACAAACUUAUUUGGUUACGGCUCUGGCCCUGGUCGUCGGUGUCCUUUCGCUUCUUGUUGCCUAA
Messenger RNA from Cylindrotheca closterium, 2271 nucleotides. The record is from the annotation of a GenBank genome assembly. Lineage: Eukaryota; Bacillariophyta; Bacillariophyceae; Bacillariales; Bacillariaceae.